This is a messenger RNA of Drepanopeziza brunnea f. sp. 'multigermtubi' MB_m1, 675 nucleotides long. RefSeq lists its product as uncharacterized. Gene Ontology annotation, molecular function: histone binding. The record is from RefSeq and is a predicted model, not a curated record. NCBI's taxonomy places the organism in Eukaryota, Fungi, Ascomycota, Leotiomycetes, Helotiales, Drepanopezizaceae. Gene Ontology annotation, cellular component: transcription factor TFIID complex; Ino80 complex; transcription factor TFIIF complex. Gene Ontology annotation, biological process: regulation of transcription by RNA polymerase II; chromatin remodeling.
AUGGUACAAGAUAUCAAGCGCACCGUGAAGCUCGUCACACAGCAGCGCAACAUCGACAAGCCCUCUGAAGUCGAGGGGUUCCCAAUGAAAUCCUGGAACAUUGAGAUCUUCAUGUUGGACGAGGCAGGGAACGAGAAGCCCGCGACUUGUUUCACGAAAGUCGUGUAUACUCUGCACCCUUCGUUCGCCAACCCCAUUCAAACCUUCCACUCAGCCCCCUUCCGAUGUGAGAACGAGGGAUGGGGAGAGUUCGACAUGUCGAUCGACCUCUACACCUCCGAGAAGGGCGGCAAAAACACUAUCCAGCAUGACCUGAAUUUCGCAAAGAACAGCUACGAGGCUAGACACACCCUCACCUUCAAGAACGCGAGCGCCAACCUCAUCAACCAUCUCCGUGAGACCGGCCCUGUUCCCGGAGACGAGAACGGGCGCAAGAAGGACAAGAAGCCGGCGUCGAAGAAGACGGGAGUGGUUGACAUGGAGAAGCUGGCGGAGGCCUUGGUCAAGUUGAACGAGGAUGAUCUCCUCCACGUCGUCCAGAUGAUCCAUGACAACAAGUCGGAGGAUACCUAUACCAAGAACGAUGUCGAGCAGGGCGAGUUCCAUGUGGACUUAUACACGCUGCCGGACACUCUCCAGAAGAUGCUCUGGGACUACGUCACGCUCGGCAAAUAG